CGAGGGCACCACCGUGGGCCAGACGACCGUGGAGACGGAUGCAGAGGGGGACUUGGAGACAGAGACUCUGUCCCCGGCAGUGUCUGGGUGCAUGGUAAACUUCUCGGAUCCAGAGGGAUACAUAGACUCUUCGGAUGACCCCCCCACUUCCAGAUGGAACUUUUCUGCAUUGUACCUACACAGUCACUGUCUACACAGGCUAUGGUGUGGAGCUGCAGGUAAAGAGUGUCAACCUAUCCGAGGGGGAGCAGCUGUCAAUCAGAGGGGUGGAUGAGAGCGGAUUCUUGCUCGUCUUAGCCAAUCAGACGCUGUUAGUUGAAGGUCAAGUGAUCCGCAGUCCCACCAAUACCAUCUCGGUGUACUACCGUUCGUCGCCAGAGGGGGGCAUGGGCAUGUUCCAGCUGCACUAUCAAAUUUUCCGUCUGAGCUGUGCCCUGCCCAGAAGGCCUCACUUUGGGGAAGUGUCCGUGUUGAACCUGCUCCCGGGAGGCACGGCCCGCUUCCACUGCCACAUGGGCUACCACCUUCGAGGGGAGUCGGCCCUCACCUGCCUCAACGCCUCACUUCCUGUGUGGAACGCCAAGGAGCCUAGCUGCAGGGCGCUGUGCGGAGGGUCCGUGAAGAACGUCACGGUGGGGAGGGUCCUGUCGCCCUCCCAUCACCCGGGCCCCAAUGCCACCCAGGACCGCUCCUGUUCCUGGUCUCUGGAGGCUCCCAAAGACCAGAGGCUCCACCUGCACCUGGAGAGGCUGACCCUGGGGCCCACAGACAGGCUUGUGCUGUGGAGCGGUCUGGACGCGGGCUCCGUGGUGCUUUUCGAUUCGGGGCGGGGCGGUCCAAUUCCAUUCGAGGGGGUGAUCAGUGAGGGUCCUGCCGUGAGGGUGCAGUUCAUCACUGACCAGCCCAACCACAGUACAGGCUUCAACAUCCGCUAUGAGGCGUUUGAGCGAGGCCACUGUUAUGAGCCCUACCUCCAGAACGGGAACUUCAGCACCACGGACCCGGCAUACGGCGUGGGCAGCGUGGUCCAGUUCAGCUGUGACGCCGGUCACUCCCUGGAACAGGGGCCGCCCGUCAUCGAGUGCAUCAACGCCCGGGACCCUUACUGGAACGACACGGAACCGCUCUGCAAGGCACUGUGUGGUGGGGACCUGGCGGGCCCCGGGGGAGUGAUCCUGUCCCCUAACUGGCCCGAGUGGUACGGCGAGGGAGAGGACUGCAGCUGGAGGAUCCACGUGGGCGAGGACAAGCGCGUGCUGCUGGACGUGCAACUUUUGAACAUCAGUGACAGUGACAUGCUGACCAUUCUGGACGGCGAUGAGGUCACCACUCGUAUUCUGGGCCAGUAUGUGGGAGGAGCCGGGCCCUUUAAGAUGUCCUCCACGACCCCUGACCUGACCGUGACCUUUCACUCGGACCCCGCCGGCCUGGUCUUUGGCAAGGGGGAAGGCUUCAUCAUCAACUACAUGGAGGUGUCCCGCAACGACUCGUGCCCCGACCUGCCCGAGAUCCAGAACGGCUGGAAGACCACGUCGCACGCCGCCCUGGUGCGCGGGGCCCGCAUCACCUACCAGUGCGACCCCGGCUACGACCUGGUGGGCAGGGAGACGCUGGCGUGCCAGCUGGACCUCUCCUGGAGUACGCAACCCCCGUUCUGCGAGAAAAUAAUGUACUGCUCAGACCCUGGCCACGUGGAGCACUCUACCCGCUCCCUGUCCGACCCCAAACUCCUGGUGGGGACCACCAUUCAGUAUAGCUGCAUUCCCGGCUAUGUCCUGCAGGGCGGCGCCACCCUCACCUGUUACGGCAGGGAGCCGGGUACACCCGUGUGGACCUCCAAGCUGCCCCACUGUGCUUCGGAGGACUCUGUCUCCUGUGAGAAUCCCGGUCUCCCGGACAACGGGUACCAGAUUCUGUCCAAGCGGCUGUACCUGCCCGGCGAGUCGCUCACCUUCGUCUGUUACAAGGGUUACGAGCUCAUCGGCGAGGUCGCCAUCAAAUGCAUCGCGGGAAACCCCUCCUACUGGAGCGGCCCACUGCCUCUCUGCAGCGCCACCCAUGACUGCUUUGGCAACCAUGCUCUGGAAGUUGCGGAGGUGGAGGCGGGCUCACGGCUGGAUGGGGGAAACAUGGCGCUGGCUAUCUUCAUCUUGGUGCUCCUACUGUCCGUGCUGCUGGGUGGGGCCUACGUCUAUGUCACCAGGUGUCGCUAUCACUCCAACCUGAGGUUGCCACUCAUUUACCCCCACCCCUACAGUCAGAUCACUGUGGAGACUGAGUUUGACAAUCCGCUCUACGAGACAGGAGGGCAGGACACUCGGGAAUACGAGGUGUCGAUAUGAGCAGCUCUACCACGUCUACUGGCACCCUCAGACCCAGCCUGUCCCUGAACACGACUCCACUCUCCCCUCCUCUUCAUCUCCUCCUCCAUCCCGCCCGCACCAGGAGGAAGUGAUGUAAAUAGAGACUGACUAAGCCCCGCCCCCUUCGACCGUGACACAGUGACCUUGUCCCGUCCUCUGACCGCCUGGAGAACGCCCGGAACAGCUUCAGGAGGUGAAGAGACUGCGAGGACGCGGAGAUGGAGGAGGAGAGAACGUGGGAGGAAGGAAACGGUUGAAUCGAAACGAGAGAAAGGGAAAGGGGAUGUGAUGAGGUGGUCUAGGAUAUAGCCGCAGAGGAGGGAGAAAGGUCUAGAAAGGACGGGUCAAGGUAAUCAGGCCUGUGGGCUUUGGGAGAAAAAAAAAAGACUUGCGACAGGUUGCGUCAAAUUACCCAUGUUUGUGCCAUGUAGUGAACAAAUACAGAUGAAUAAAGGUUAAAGUGAGAUCAGGAGAGGAGAGGGAUGGAGAUGGGUAGAUAUAAUCAGAUGUAACUUGCACUGGGAGACGACUACUAUCCGAUUGUUGGUAUGAAUGGGCACUCCCAAUGAGAAAUACACAGAUCAAGACACAGAUCUUACGGUCUGUCAAGUUCAAGUGUUUUUCCAGCCAAAAACACAGCCCACGCUCUCCCAAUCCCAAAACAGUAGAAAUAGCAACUAACCUUGGAGAGAAAGCUAUGCCUCAGUGACUUAAUUCGACUCGGCGUACAUCUGAAAUGGAAUGUGAGGAGUCUGGCUCGUCCUGUUUGUGCCCCUCAUUCACCUGCCUGUAGGUUUUGUACUGGCCGUUUGUAGUGUUGGUUUUACUGUAGUUUUAAAGGGUACUCAAAUCAAUGGCUUGGCUUCUGCAACCGUGGCCGCAGCACUUCCUGUUUCCCUGGAUGGAUUAGCGAAUGACGAAUGUAAACAAGGUCGGAACCAAGUUCUGAUUUGACAGGGGGAAAAAGCUGCAGGGCUGCAGACCUUGCUCUCCUGAUUUGAAUAUGUAGCCGUAGUAACUGACCUUUCCAGUGCAAGCGCGACCAACCUACCAUAAAAACAGAGGAGACCAGAUGAUGUAUUUAUUUUAAUGUAUACAGUAUGUGAUGUUUUAUGCAGAUGGAUUAAUGUACAUUUUCAUUUUGAGAAAAUAAAAAAAAUCUGUGUUACUGAUUUCCCUAAAUAAAUGGUAAAAACUAAAAUAAAAAAAAAGUACAAUAGACUUU
Hypomesus transpacificus is the source of this 3588-nucleotide messenger RNA. RefSeq names its product seizure 6-like protein. Gene Ontology annotation, cellular component: endoplasmic reticulum; neuronal cell body. The transcript has 16 exons. The record is from RefSeq and is a predicted model, not a curated record. Lineage: Eukaryota; Metazoa; Chordata; Actinopteri; Osmeriformes; Osmeridae. The coding region runs from base 135 to 2342 and encodes 735 amino acids. Gene Ontology annotation, biological process: synapse maturation.